UUCCUCAGGCAUCAGAGCAGAGACCGCAGGGGGUGCAAAGUGCAGAGCCCAGUUUGCCAGGCUCGCAGCUGGAGGCCCUGCCAUGGCACCCCCAAAGCCCCUUCUGAUGCUGGCCAUGCUGGCGUGGGCUGUACUGGCUGACCAAGAGUCGUGCAAAGGCCGCUGCACUGAGGGCUUCAACUCCGACAGGAAGUGUCAAUGCGACGAGCUCUGCUCUUACUACCAGAGCUGCUGCGCCGACUACCAGGCUGAGUGCAAGCCUCAAGUGACUCGCGGGGAUGUAUUCACUCUGCCAGAAGAUCAGUACGGGGUCUAUGACUACCACGAGGAGACCGGCGUCCCACUACCGUCAGAGACCCCUAUCCAGAGCCCUGACCUGCAGGCCAAGCCUGAAGAGACUUUUGAGCAGGCACCUGUUCUAAACCGUGAGGAAGAGGACCCAGGACCUGGGCAGGGCAGCUCAGUGCCUGAUGCAGGGCCUCUAAGGCCUGAGGCGGGGCCCCUAAAGCCUGAGACCACUGAUCAAGAGAUCUCUGAGUCCGCAGCAGAGGAGGAGCUGUGCAGUGGGAAGCCCUUUGACGCCUUCACUGACCUCAAGAAUGGUUCCCUCUUUGCCUUCCGAGGGAAGUACUGCUAUGAGCUGGAUGAAAAGGCAGUGAGGCCUGGGUACCCCAAACUCAUCCAAGAUGUCUGGGGCAUCGAGGGCCCCAUUGAUGCCGCCUUCACCCGCAUCAACUGUCAGGGGAAGACUUACCUCUUCAAGGGUAGUCAGUACUGGCGCUUCGAGGAUGGUGUCCUGGACCCCGAUUACCCCCGCAACAUCUCUGAAGGCUUCAGUGGCAUUCCAGACAACGUGGACGCAGCCUUGGCCCUCCCUGCUCAUAGCUACAGUGGCCGGGAGCGGGUCUACUUUUUCAAGGGGAAACAGUACUGGGAGUACCACUUCCAGCAACAGCCCAGUCAGGAGGAGUGUGAAGGCAGCUCCCUGUCGACCGUGUUUGAACACUUUGCCCUGAUGCAGCAGCACACCUGGGAAGACAUCUUCAGACUUCUCUUCAGGGACACUUCCUCUGGUGGUACUGGACAGCCCCAGUUCAUCAGCCAGGACUGGCCUGGUGUGCCCACGCAAGUGGAUGCGGCCAUGGCUGGCCACAUCUACAUCUCAGGCUCAGCUUCCCGCUCCUCCUGGGUCAAGAAGCCCAAGUCAGCACGUCGCAACCGUAAACGCUAUCGGUCACGCGGUGGCCGUGGCCGCAGCCGCAGCCGCAGCCAGAGCCCCCGCCGGCAAUCCCGUUCAGCCUGGCUGUCCUGGUUCUCCAGUGAGGAGAGCGGCGUGGGAGCCUACAACUAUGACUAUAACUAUGAGAUGGACUUGUUUAUGCCUGCCACCUGCGAGCCCAUCCAGAGCGUCUACUUCUUCUCAGGAGACCAGUAUUACCGAGUCAACCUUCGCACACGGCAAGUGGACACUGUGAGACCUCCCUACCCACGCUCUAUCGCCCAGUACUGGCUGGGCUGCCCAGCCCCUGACGAGAAGUAGGAGUCUGAGCCCACACAGCUGGGCCCUCCGCUGCUCCCUCCUCUGACCUCCUCCUCCCAGCCCAAUAAAGAUCGCUUGGCCCUGA
Messenger RNA from Equus caballus (horse), 1625 nucleotides. RefSeq names its product vitronectin (gene VTN). Gene Ontology annotation, molecular function: scavenger receptor activity; extracellular matrix binding; polysaccharide binding. NCBI's taxonomy places the organism in Eukaryota, Metazoa, Chordata, Mammalia, Perissodactyla, Equidae. Gene Ontology annotation, biological process: immune response; cell-matrix adhesion; cell adhesion mediated by integrin. The record is from RefSeq and is a predicted model, not a curated record.